Molecule: messenger RNA, 1192 nt
Organism: Drosophila takahashii
Lineage: Eukaryota; Metazoa; Arthropoda; Insecta; Diptera; Drosophilidae
Gene: cGlr1
Product: cGAS-like receptor 1
Source: RefSeq, a predicted model, not a curated record
CGUUCGACGACGGAAGCAAUUCGGUAGCAGCAGCGAAAUGGCAAGAAAUCUGGAGAAUAGCCUCAACCAGGCAAAUGGGGAGUACGUGAACUUCGACGAGGACCGAGCACCAUACACCACCCACUACAACGCCCUGCGGGACAAGCUGUACAGCGAGUGGAAGGGAUCUCCAGUUCUGGGCAAGCUGGUCAAGGGAAACACACUGGGCGGUGGCUAUGGCGAUAACCUAAAGGUAUCGAAACCAGAUGAGUUUGACUUGGUGAUUCACCUAACGUUUCCCGAGAACGACAAGAUCAUUGUUAAGGCCGAUCCCCGCAAGCCAGGCAACGUCUUUCUGGACAUGACCAAGGUAAUGGAGAUCAUCGGGAAUCAGGAGCACAACAAGCCAGUCUUCGAGCUCCUCCAAAAGAUCGUGAACGGCAAGAAGCAGUUGCUGGAGGACAAGCUGCAGAGUUGGUUGCAGAGCAUAAUGACCCAGGCGCUCAACAAGAUGGGCAAGCAGAUCGAAGUGGGAGGGGUUGUCUCACAACUAAUUUACAAGAAGUGCGGGCCCGCCCACACGAUUUUUGUCAAGGGUCCCUACGAGUACUCCGUGGACUUUGUGCCGGCCAUUAAGCUUUCGGCUGCCCAGGUCGUUUUGGCGCCGGAGCAGAGGAAAUACUUUGCGGGAACACCUCACUGGGAUGCCAUCCCGAAGCCCAUGAAGCCAGCCCAAAACGAGAACCCAUCCUUCAGGGCCUCCUUUUACGACGCAGAACGCCGGUUGCUCCACGGCAAGAACAACCUGAAGAAUGCCAUUCGUCUGAUGAAGCAGCACCGCAACAUCAAGAACAAGGCCAACCUGAAGAGCUACUACAUCAAGACGCUCUUUCUGUGGGAGGCUGCCCGUCGGGAUGCCAGUUACUGGCAAAAGCCCUUGAAAGAGAUACUAAUAGAGAUGCAAGGCAAGUUGGGCGAAACCCUAGCAUUGACCACGAAAAAGGGUAAGCUGCUCUUCUUCUGGGACCCCAAACUGGACAUGAUCGCCGAUCUGACCGACGCCCAACGGUCGGAUAUGUUCAACUGCGUGAUGAAGACCAAAUACACCUUUGAACGCGGCGAUGGCAAUCUCACCGAAGACAUCCUGAAUAGCGUGUUCUUGGCUUUUAGUACGAAAACUAAAUAUAAUCCCAAAUCAAAACUGUAAUAUAAA